GCCAUCACAAAUUCAAUGUGUAUCUUUUGCAGUAAGGAAUCCAGAAAUGGACGGCUGCUCUGUCUCACUUGGGAUGAUCUUGUUCUUCAGAUAUUCUGCAAAUCUAAACAAGGAAAAAAAAAUGUAAAAUUAGUAGGCCUACUUGUUUUCUGUUUUUAAUCAUGUAGACAUUAACAUGUUUUUAUCAUUUUCAAUAUCAAAGUCUGAGUUCAUUUAAUCUGAACAUAUUUGUUUAUACACAGUAUAAUGUUUAAUACAAGCCAGCCAGGAUGUUCCCUUAAGCAGUUUAGCUAGACCACGAUGCAUUCACUAAACACUCGCUAAAAUACCGGUAGCCUCAGUAAACACAGAACGUUGUGACGAUGUAGCCAGAAUCAGAGUCCUCUAGGGCUCUGGCCAGAAUGUGAGAAUGAAGCCCUGGCAACAUUCUAGAGAGCCGUAUAAUAAAGUAGAAUAAACAGUUGUUGUGAAUUUCAGAAUGUUCAGCGGAAUCCUCCAGAUCCAAGUUGCGUGCUUUUGGCGAAUUUGGUUUCUCGCCAGAGACUAAUAAAUGCACUGGUAAAGCCACGCUAUGUAGAGGCAUUGUGUGCCCUGUCGUUUGGGUAAGACUGUGGGAUAAUGCUUCGCGUCGGAGUAGGCUACACUCCAAUCUGUCGGGAUGUACUGCGCUAUAAAACGUCAGCUGAGCUUACAUUUUACAUAGCCCAAAUGGCCCAUUAUUCACAUUGCCUACAUGACACCAGAGAGAGGAAGAGAAUAGAAUUGAACGUCUCUGAUGACACACAUCGCACAGCGUCCACGACUUGGUGCAGUACGUAGCAAACAGUUAAACGCCUGGUUUAACUUGCAUUGCUAGUCAUCUCGUCUCAGUGGUUUAAAUGCCUUUCAUGACAAGCACUGACUUUCCCAUUGCAAAGAGCGAACUUCUGUUUUACAUACUUAGUUUGCAGCCUGGGUAACUGUAUUUGAUUCACGUUUUAUCCUUUGCUGUCCGGUUCUUAUCAUAAGUCUGUGUCGUUCUGACCAGAGCCUUUAUAACAAUCUUGUAAAUGUUCUCUGCUCUGACCAAAUCACCACCUUCUGGCUAUGCCUUCCCAAUGUGUGUUAACUGGUAGCCUAGUCCACAUAAUCUAACACUAGACUGAACACAAAAGCAAUCCAAUAAAAAAAUCUACUUCACUAUUUUAUAUUCAGCAAAGCAAAACAAAUCCUUGACAGCAUUAAUACAUUAACACAUUCCACUUCUAGCCACCAACUAGCCUGUACAGAUUCUUGCGAGCUGUAGCCUAGCUUUGUUACUUACUUUUCCUUAUGCAGCCUCAGGUGACGAACGAAGUUUGAUGUGGUUGACUGGCUGUCCGAAAUUGUGGCUCCACAUGUUCUGCACGUAGCAAUGCGUUUGCCAUCUGUAUUGGAGUAUUCUUUAAAUCCAAAGGAAAUUACGCAGGGAAUCAUGUUUUUAUCCAUCCGUUCAUCAUUCAGCAUCAUCAAUGUUCAGCGUCCUCGUUGCCCAUCACCGUUUGGUUUUUCAUUUGAACCAGUUGAAGUGCUUGAGUGACACCUAGUGCUAGUAGAUUGAGCUGCCGUAGCCUAGGACAAGGAGCUACACCGCAUUCAAAUAAUAACGAGUGUACUUGGAUUCAAAAUCGAGGUGGGGAAAAAAAAGAAUAUUUAUACCUGAUACGCCAAGUCAUUGCAAGCUAAAACUGUCAAGUCCAAGUCAAGUCUCGAGUCAACAGUGUGCAAGUCCGAGUCGAGUUGCAAGUCAUUCCUCAUCUAGGGAUUUCAAGUCUCAAGUCAUCAAAAUGGUGACUCGAGUCUGACUCGAGUCCAAGUCACAUGACUCGAGUCCACAUGUCUGACAAAUGUUACCCAUAAAGGACAGGAAACAUCUUAUUAUAAAUUUAUUUCAAAGUGACACAGAGUGACAUUUCAAUUUGAUCAAUUACGUACGUAUUUCUUCAUAUGUUGUAACCUCUAUCCCUCUUUUAUGUGUGCUGCGCUUUCUCCAGCUCCUCAAUUUGAAACCAAUGGUUUAGAACGUGUGAACAUUCCACACACAUAACCAUGUCAAACACUUGACUGGUGUCCGUUAUUAGCAACACUUUAAUCUAGCAAACUGUAUAUGGCGCUCGCUCAUUAAAAACUUCAAUCCUAAAGCAUUUAUGGGUUAUAUUGCUGCUUACCUCCUUCUCCAAAGGGGGGUUCAGUGGUUUGGUAGGGCGGAGGUCCCCCUGAGGCUGAAUCUGUGCAUACCCAGAUAGCAGAGGGACGUUGAAACGGCACUGAUUCUUGGUCAGAAUGGUCGGUUUCCGUCGUAAGUCAGAAAAUCAAGGCUGAAACGGCGCCGUGAAACGUCGAUUUCUCCGCCGUCGGAGAAGGUCGAUUUAUCACUGUUGAAUCACCGUGGGUAAAGGUUGAUCUGUCGACCGUCAGAGAAGGUCGAAUAUACGAUGUUGAACCAUCGUCACUUUUGCCGGCCAGUUUUCAACAUUGGUAGGAUGAGCAACUAAUUGUUCAGAAUAUAAAUUGCCACUGUUUGUCUUAUCCUGCUUACACAUAGAUACGAGUAAAUGAUAUAAGUGAUAAUGAUAAGUAAAUGAUAAAAAGAACAAAAACCAGUUUACUUUCUUAACUCAGCAAUGGAUUUGACCUAUCUUUGAAAGUUUUUUUGCAAAUAACUUAACAUUUCCAAGAUGAUCAUAAAUUAAUUAUAAUUUAUAAUUAUAAUUAUAAUUUAUAAUUAUAAUUAUUUAAUUCAUAAUGUCCCAUAAUGCAGUGCGAUUACCACUGCUGUUUACUGGAUGACGUCAUUUUCGUUAUAUACCUGGGUGCACGUGAAACUCCCACCACUCGGUUGGAUCGCGACUCUCUUGUGGAUCGGCCUGCUGUUACGCUUGGACCAUUGAAACAACAUUGAGAAAAACACUGGACCACGCUACAUUUUCAUUCAUCCCUGGACAUCUGACCACUACCCCGUCAUUCCCUCAAAAGGUACUGCAGACAUUUAUUUCUUUAGGGGAGAGAACAUGGCUUCUUAUUGGUCAAAAAGAAGACGUGUUGUGACAGCUACUGAAAUGUCAGAAAGGCAGAUUCUGUCCGAUUUUGAGUCAGCUCUGGGUAAUCCUGCUGCUCAAGUCUCUCCUUCAAUUGCAUCACCCAGGCCUGCAUCAUCAAUGGGUUUAGAUGAGGAUGGUGGGGAUUCUGUUGAGUUGGGAGGGUGCAGUGAUGCAGAGUCUGACAGCAGUAGCAUGUCUUCAGAGGGUGACAGUGACAGUCAUAUUGAUGGUGACUCUUUUGAAGAGUCAGGGCUUCACCAAAAAUUAAAACACUGGGCUGCAUCAUUCUCUGUGCCUUUGAUUGCCAUUACUGCUCUGUUGACCAUUUUGAGAACAAGCCACCCUGAACUGCCCAAGGAUGCUAGGACCUUAUUGGGCACUAAGCCUGCAGUACCAUUACAGACCGUAGGUAAUGGGGAAUACUUCCAUUUUGGCUUGGCAAAGGGAAUUUUGUCCAAAUUAAGCACCAUCCAUUUACCAGAUGUUAUUCAAACAAUAAGAGUUCAAUUUAACAUCGAUGGUCUCCCUAUUUUCAAAAGCACCAGGCUUCAGUUUUGGCCUAUUUUGGCACUGAUUGAUUGCGAUUACACCAGAACACCGUUUUUAGUUGGCAUCUUUUGUGGCCCUGGAAAACCCUCCAAUGUGUUUGAUUAUCUGACGCAGUUUGUUAAAGACCUCUCUGAUCUGCUUUGCAAUGGGGUAACAUUUGGAGGUAGAAAGCUGAGGGUGGCCAUUUCAUCCUUCAUUUGUGAUGCUCCUGCUCGAGCAUUUGUAAAACAAAUUAAAUGCCAUAAUGGGUACUCCGGAUGCGAUAAAUGCCAUCAGACUGGUAUUUGGCAGAAAAAAAUGGCGUAUCCUGAGACUGAUGUUAGGCUAAGGUCAGACGAGGAGUUUGAAAAUAUGGUAGAUGAGGACCACCACAUCAACAGAAGUCCUCUGACGGGUCUGGUGAAAAUGGUGUCUGCCUUCCCAAUAGAUUAUAUGCAUUUAUGUUGCCUUGGCGUUAUGAAAAAGUUGAUACAUUUUUGGAUGAGGGGGAAAAACUCUACAAGGCAGCCUACAAGAGCCAUUAAAGCCAUCUCCGAAAAGUUAAUACAGCUUCGUCCCUAUACUCCAGCUGAAUUUGCACGGAAACCCCGUGAACUCGCCGAAACUGAUAGGUGGAAAGCGGCAGAGCUGUGCCAAUUUAUGAUUUACAGUGGGCCAUUAGUUCUGAGGAACAUUCUUCCACAAGAUCUCUAUGAAAACUUCAUGUUGUUUUCUGUGGCCAUGUUUUUGCUACUCACACCAAGCAUUUCUGAAAGUAUGGUUUGUUUUUCCGAAAAAUUGUUAAUGGCUUUUGUAAAGCAUUUUGGAGAGGUGUAUGGUAAAGACGAAAUUGUGUUUAGCGUACAUCAAACAAUACAUCUGACACAUGAGUACCGCCAGUAUGGUUCCCUAGACAACAUCUCAUCCUUUCCUUACGAGAAUUAUUUGGGUAAACUAAAAACAAUGCUACGCAAGCCAUCGCAACCUUUACAACAGGUUGUCAAACGCCUUUCAGAGGAGCCAGUUUGUUUAUUUCCACCACCACCUACACAACCACAGUUGUUACACCCACACCAGGAGGGCCCAUUACCCCAACACUUAAGUUCUGGCCAGCAAUUUAAAAAAGUGCAUUUCAAUGAUUUCUGUUUUUCUUCAAAGCAGGGCGAUGAUUGCCUAGUGAUUAAAAAUGAAAUUGUAAUGGUGAAAAACAUAAUUAAACAUGGUGACUCUGUCUUUGUGGUUUACAUGAAAUUCAAGAGGAGGGAGUGAUAUUUCCACUAUCCUUGCCCCUCCACAAGCAUUGGCUGCUACAGAGUAUUUGGCAUAGACAGCUGCCUUAACGUUGACCGGCUUGAGGUUGUCCAGGGCAAAUGUGUGUUGUUCCCAGAUGGAGAGACCUUUGUGGCAAUCCCUCUUCGUCACCAUUCGUAAACCUAUAUGGGAAGAAAAAAACAAAACAAAAAAACCACACACACACACACACACACACAAAGAAACACAUCUUUACUUAUGCAUUAGAAGGAAUCUGGACAGUUGGAGUACUCCAGCUGGAUGGCAGGCACUAACUAUCCAUUCCAUGGAGUACUUUUUUUAUUUUUUUUAUUAUAGAUGGCACAGAUUUGGAAAGUUGUGGAAUUCCAAGACCGGAGUGCAGCAGUUGUGUCGUCCAGCUGGGUGGUAGAUGUUGACGGAGAAGUGGGAUGCUACUGGCCACCCUUUGGCGGAAACAAAGCUGUGAAGGCCGCCAUGAACUGCACCCCCCCCGGGACAAGGAUGGCGAUUCCAUCAAAAAAUAAGGGUGCUGGCAACCUGUGGCAACUUUGCCAAAGCAAGACGUUACCUGACCCGAUCGCUUGAGGAAGGCUGCCUUACAGCAGACCUGCAAUCGGAUGAUGGUGAGAUG
Neoarius graeffei (lesser salmon catfish) is the source of this 5490-nucleotide messenger RNA. RefSeq lists its product as uncharacterized. The coding region runs from base 3030 to 4856 and encodes 608 amino acids. NCBI's taxonomy places the organism in Eukaryota, Metazoa, Chordata, Actinopteri, Siluriformes, Ariidae. The transcript has 3 exons. The record is from RefSeq and is a predicted model, not a curated record.